GUCAAUAUUCUUCUUCUUUCCAACACUGCACGAGCAAGAACAAAAUACGUAAAAAUGUUCGUUCGUCAAUCUUUACGAAAAUUGCCACAGUUGGCUACACACCGUCAUACUGGAACGGCAGCAGCAGCGGUCGAUGUAAAUGAAAUACAAAAUUCCCUUAGAGCCGCAUUAGUGCCAACUGAUUACCGCACCAAUGAAGCAAAUACCGCAAAGCAUUCAAAUAUCCAUGAAGCCAAAUUCUACACGAUACCAGCGGAGGUAAAGAAACAACUGUUUGGCGGUGGUGGUUUUCCCAAAAAGUUUGAGGCACAAGUGAAAACUUUUACCGAGGCGUGUUUGAUGGUUAGACAGCCUGCCAUGGAAGUUAUUAAUUAUAUUGAAAAUACGGAUUUCACAAAACCUGUGGUCCGCUAUGUGCUUUAUGGUGAGAAUGGUGUGGGCAAGUCUUUGACCAUGGCUCAUGUUAUACACUAUGGCCACCAAAAUGGUUUCCUCUUGGUACAUGUACCCUGGGCUCCUAAUUGGAUGAAGAGACCUAAAGAAACUGCCAAUGCCGCUCAGGAGGGUUUUAUAGAUUUGCCUUUUGAUGCAGCCGCUUGGUUGUUGCAUUUCAAAAAUCAAAAUUCAGCCUUAUUGCAGUCUUUGGAUUUGAAAACUUCCCAGGAAUAUGUAUGGUCUAAACGUGAAUCUACCCCUGCGGGCAGUUCUCUAUCGGAAUUAAUAGAACAUGGCAUUACUCGCAUUAAGUUUGCAUCGGAAACCAUAGCAGCCCUUUUAGGCGAAAUUAAGCAACAUGCCAGCAAUAACAAAUGCAAAGUAAUGGUAGCCAUUGAUGGUUAUAAUGCCUUCUUUCAUCCUGAAACACGAAUUUUUGGCGAUAAUAAACAAAGAAUGAAACCCGAACAAAUUACUCUAACACAACCCUUCCUCGAUAUCACCAAUUACAAUUGGACAAAUGGUGUUUGUGUUUUAUCGGUAGAUAAAAUAGCCAUGACUGAAGGUUAUAUGGAUUCCUAUUUGCCUCGCUAUCUGUUGGGCCGUAAAGGCUUCGAACAUUUAGACCCCUUCGUUCCCGUACACAUUGAAGGUUAUACCGAUAAGGAAUUCCAUAGUUGCAUACAAUAUUAUUUGGAUCGUCAUUGGAUUCAGAAGACCCCCGAAGGAUUUGAGGAUCAACUGAAAUUUUUAAGUAAUAAAAAUCCCUACGAAUUGAUGUUGUUAACGAGAUCAUUGUAAGAUCGGGAAGAGAUAUGUAUGCAAUAGUUAUUUAAAUUGUUAAUAAUGAUAAAAGUAAUUGG
Messenger RNA from Lucilia sericata (common green bottle fly), 1298 nucleotides. RefSeq names its product 28S ribosomal protein S29, mitochondrial (gene mRpS29). The record is from RefSeq and is a predicted model, not a curated record. Gene Ontology annotation, molecular function: structural constituent of ribosome. Gene Ontology annotation, cellular component: mitochondrial ribosome; mitochondrial small ribosomal subunit. Lineage: Eukaryota; Metazoa; Arthropoda; Insecta; Diptera; Calliphoridae. Gene Ontology annotation, biological process: apoptotic process. The transcript is spliced from 2 exons. Bases 55 to 1236 code for a protein of 393 amino acids.